Dentiscutata erythropus is the source of this 1083-nucleotide messenger RNA. The record is from the annotation of a GenBank genome assembly. Lineage: Eukaryota; Fungi; Glomeromycota; Glomeromycetes; Diversisporales; Gigasporaceae.
AUGGGAGCAGUGUUUUCUCGGCUUAGAUCUAAAAAGGACGACGAUUAUGAAGUAAUACUAUCUGAACUUGAUGAAAAAAUUCGUCGAGCAGACAUUAACCUUCGGGAGAUCAGAAUUCGAGAGCGUAAUGCAGUAAUAAUUUGGAUAGUAUAUUCACUGAUAGCCUACGUCACCUAUGUAGUAGGAUAUUGGUACUUUGUUUACAUGUCCGUAGAAGAAGAUGGUUGGGACUUAAUGAAAGUGACACCUGUCUUAACAGGUCCUUUCUUUAUAGUAAUCGGAUAUAAAUUUCUAGCUUUAUGGUAUAAACGAAAAGAAGCAAAUGAAGAAACACAACUUGAACAUCUUCGAGCCAAAAAGAAGCUUAAAGUUGAAGAAAUGAAAAAUAAAACAGGAUACUACACUACUCAAAAUUUACUGGAACGCUUUGAUUCAAAAGUAGCAGCAAACCAACAAAAUAGUCCUUUAUCACCUGGACAAAAAGGACCCCUUGGACGACCAAUUCAACCAAUCAAUCCAAAUUUACGACAACGUUUACCAAAUUCUCAAGCAUCACCAGGAUCUAAUGAGGUAAAUGGUGAAUUAGAGAAUAGACCGCCUUUACCGGGUGGGCACGAUAUAAUACGUUCUGAUGAUCGGUCCGCAAUAACUUCACCAGCACUUCUUCAACGACGCUGGUAUGAUAAAUUAUUGGACGUACUUGUUGGAGAAGAAGAACAGAAAUAUGCAUUAGUUUGUAACAAUUGUCAUACUUGGCACGGGUUGGCACUUCCCACAGAAUUUGAUGAUGUCCAAUUUUAUUGCAAAAAUUGUAAUACUUUCAAUCCUUCUCGACGAAGUCAACGUGAUGGUGACUUUAGUGCACCUCCUAAUAACGUUAAUGGGAAUAAUGUCAACAGUCGCAUUGAUCAGAUAAACAAAACAACACAACUAAUUGACUCAGAUCCAAAACGAGGUCGAUCGACAACACCAAAACCCAUGAAUCAACAAGCAGAAAACGAAGAAGUAGUCGAAGUCAGAAUAGAAUCGAAAGUCAUCAUGAUAGCGACGAUCAAAGUUGUUAACUUGAAUUUGGAAUCUCAG